GUAAUUGAUGUGCAGCUAGUAACACGGGAAGUAUUCGAAGUUCAGCUUGUCUUUAACCCUUUCGCUGCACCCACCCUGUAAGCUAACCGCGAGUAGGUUUGCGAGUAGUAGCGACAUGAUGAACUGUGACAUUUUGAGUGUGGCGUACACUCCUACCGUCUAGUCCCACACGCAGUAGACGGUGAACGCAUUCGCAUUCUCAAAUACCGAUGCAGUGACUACUUUGAGGUCGCAUAAGUUUCUAUACAUCUUCGGUUGUUUAAUGUUUUGUUUUAUUCGCUUGCCAUUUUUCUAUCAUCAGGACGGCAAAUGUUGGAUCAAUGAUUUACCUUGGAGGAAUCUAGAAUUCUAGGAGAGAUCUAUAUCCAGGCGAUUCAUUCUUAUCGCUUCAUCAUCUCGAGUCUUUGGAAGAUGUAACCUAUGAUAGCAAAGUUAUUCGGCCAAGUAUGUAUCUUAGAUGAUGCUGAUGUUCAAGCGUGCAUCAAUCACUCCUUGGUGAAAUUAACGAGUCGUGAGGAAUUUUCCCGCAUCGUCUGCUAUUGCUCUUUUCCAGUCAUUAACUCGGAGCAGACGACAAACGAAGCACCAAUUUUCGUUUUAACCAAGCGCGGGAAUCUUGGGAGACGAGCUGCUGUUGACAGUUGUUUUUACGAAGGAUAAAUAGACCCAGCAUCGGACAAGUACGAUAACCAAAAAAUGGGAGAUUACAACUGGAGACAGAGCGCGGCUACCAGCGAUGAUGACUACCGUUAUUCUGGUUAUGGAGGCCGGGGAGAGGAAGAGGAGGAUCUGCCUCCCGUCCAGAUGGUCCAGGAGGAGCCCUCAAUGCUUCGGGUCGCUCUCCACUAUUGCAUGACCAACGGAGGCCUCAUCGUGUGCCUUAUCCUCUACACGUGCAUGGGAGCUUGGGUGUUCCAGGCGUUGGAGGGGCCCGCCGAAGCCAACGCGGUGGAGAAUCUUCGGCUUGAACGCUCCGAGUACAGGGAACUCCUCAUCGACAAGUUGUAUAAUAUUUCUCAUUGGGGUGAAAUUGAUGAGGACCAGUGGUGGAGGAGGGCAAGUAGGCACAUCAAGGGCUACGAGGAUCAACUAGGCGUGAUCAUGGACAAGGAUGAAUUUAGUGCGAAGUGGAAUUUCUACGGCGCCAUGUUCUUUGCAACCACCAUCCUGACGACUAUAGGUUAUGGGAACAUCGCACCCGUCACGACCGGUGGGCGCAUCUUCUGCAUCUUCUACGGGGUCUUCGGCAUCGCACUCCUACUCAUCAUCCUGGCCAGCAUCGGCACCCUCUUAGCCCAAGGCGCCACCCUCACCUACCGCCGCAUGCACACCAUGGUCCAAAGCGUCAAGGGAGAGGAGCCCGAAGACGACAUGCUCUAUCAGCGUGAUCGACGAUCACAGGAGAUCAUCGACGAGAUCUGGUCACCACCUCCCGAGGUUCCGAAGGAUGGCGAGACGUUGCCGAUCCACCGGGUCGAUCUGCAUGAGACCGGGAAGAAGGGCAAGAAGGGUGGACGGAGGGUUGGUGGCGCCAUCGGAAAAGGGGAGCAGGCACAACCGGAAGAACCGCAGAUACCUCUCAUCGGGAUCCUGAUAUUCGCGUUCCUGUAUGUGUGCCUUCUGGCGCUGCUGAUGCAGGCGUGGGAGUCGCAGUGGAACUACUUCGAAGCGUUCUAUUUCUCCUUCAUCACUCUCACCACCAUCGGGUUCGGUGACUUAGUUCCUGCGGAUCAGAAGCAGCUCAUAGCGUCCAUCUUCUUCAUUCUCCUCGGUAUGGCCGUCAUGUCGAUGUGCAUUGCGCUCGCCCAGGACAUGAUCAUCCAGAAGGUGGCUUGGUUAAGUGAUAAGAUCAGCGUCAUCGUCGCCGGCAACAAGCGAAGGAACGUAGAAGAGGAGGAGGAGUCAUAGCCGACAUUUGCUAUAUUAUUAGGAUGACGUCGGAUAUAAUACAGUAAACGUAAUGUAAAUAUGUGAAUUAAUUUAUCUAUCAUAGUGUAUCUAAGGAGACUGCGUCAUGGUGACAACGUAUCAAGACAAACGUUAUAUCUUGUAAAGAUUGUGUACUAUCAAAAACAUUAUUUGUGUACUAUCAGAGACAUUAUUUGGAUUCGCAUUGGCAUUGUAAAAUGAAGUAAACGCCGACGUCUUAUGUGGGUGAUCAAAAGCGAGGAUCCAAGGGGGUGAGCGAAGGCAUGGCCCUCCUCCUUGUCCUACUUUUUUUUAAAACAAAUGUUAUAAUCAUUACUCUGUGCUAAGGAGUGUGUGUCCCUCGUGUGUCAAUAUUGAAGUCAACAAUGGAAAUAUGCCCCAUUUUUAGUGAUGACAUUUUUAGGGCUUGUCAAUACUUUAUGAGUUAUUCGUCGGGGCUUUUUCAAGGUGGUCCUCUUUAUUGUUUAAAACAAUGUUUAAACAAUUUUCUCAGUCCCCGCCCAACCCUCACAUGAAAUCAAGUACCCGCCAUCCCCCUUCCCCGAAUGGAGAAAUAAUUAUUGAUAAACAUGAAGAAAAAAAACCAAUCACAACCGUAUACGUUAA
Molecule: messenger RNA, 2535 nt
Organism: Lytechinus pictus (painted urchin)
Lineage: Eukaryota; Metazoa; Echinodermata; Echinoidea; Temnopleuroida; Toxopneustidae
Product: TWiK family of potassium channels protein 7-like
Exons: 4
Coding region: 697-1908 (403 amino acids)
Biological process (GO): potassium ion transmembrane transport; stabilization of membrane potential
Cellular component (GO): plasma membrane
Molecular function (GO): outward rectifier potassium channel activity; potassium ion leak channel activity
Source: RefSeq, a predicted model, not a curated record